Messenger RNA from Sorex araneus (European shrew), 4339 nucleotides. Its product is annotated as KIAA0319 like. Gene Ontology annotation, cellular component: cytoplasmic vesicle; plasma membrane. The record is from RefSeq and is a predicted model, not a curated record. The coding region runs from base 242 to 3382 and encodes 1046 amino acids. NCBI's taxonomy places the organism in Eukaryota, Metazoa, Chordata, Mammalia, Eulipotyphla, Soricidae. The transcript has 21 exons.
GAGUCGGUGAGGUGGGAGGAGGCGGUGUUUCCGGUCGCCGUCGCUGUCCAGGGAGGCUGAGGCGAGAGGGAGCUGGCCGGGUGGGGACCCCGCACUACCUUCUUCUUCCUCCCCCCGGGUGAGGGGAGCGAAGGUUGGGGCCCUGACCCCAUGGACCGGGAGGAGGCGGAGGCCGCCGAGAGCCGGGGCCCCGCUGUGUGGCCUUGAGCCCCGUGUAUUAGUUCUGCCUAUCUGGAAGAUCAUGGAGAAGAGGCUGGGAGUUAAGCCAAGCCCUGCGUCCUGGAUUUUAUCAGGAGUUUGUUGGCAGGCAUUCAUGAAGUGUUUGGGAGACCUGUACCUGUUUUAUACUUGCUUCUGCUUCAGUGUGCUGUGGUUGUCAACAGAUGCCAGUGAGAGCAGGUGCCAGCAGGCGAAGAUACAAUUUGGAGUUGGCCUGAGAUCUGGGGGAGAAAAUCACCUCCAGCUUUUUGAAGGAACCUCCUCUCUGCAGUCAUGUUGGACUGCCUGCUGCCAGGACUCUGCCUGCCAUGCCUUUUGGUGGUUAGAAGGGAUAUGCAUUCAGGCAGACUGCAGCAGGCCUCAGAGCUGCCAGCCUUUUAGGACAGCCUCUUCUAAUUCCCUGCUGGUGUUUUUUAAAAAAGCCCAGACUGCAGACUAUUCAGACUUUCCACCUGGAGAUGAUAUACCACAUAUUCUGGGGCUAGAUUGGAGCAGGACACCUUGGAGGAGACAGGACUCACGCAAAGCUCCACUCAAACCUGCGAUAUCUUUGAGUGACCCACAGAAGUUUAUCAGGAAGCUUCGGAAGAGAGAGAGUUCCAGUAAAGUAGUUUCACCUACAGUUACACUACCGUCGGAAAUGAAUGAUUCCAAGGAACUAGAACCACAGAAUACCAGUGGCUCUGCAGAGGUUCACAAGGCAGUUACAGUUUCCAGUCCCUUCACUACACCCUUGCCUGCAGAAACUUCUGUUUGGUUAAAGAAUGUAUCACUACAGCCUGUCAUAUCAGAGGAUCCUGGUGCUGUACCCAGCACUCAGCAAAUGAGGAACCCUGGGAACAACACUACUUCUCUACCAAUGGCUCCCUCCUACAGUUAUGCUACCUCCGCUCCCCAAACUUCUUUCCAGAGCACCUCAGCACCAGUUAUAAAGAAAUUGGUAGUAUCUGCUGGAGAUAGUGUCCAGAUUACCCUACCUAAGAAUGAAGUUCAACUAAAUGCAUAUGUUCUCCAAGAACCACUUGAAGGAGAAAACUACACCUACAACUGGCAGCUGAUAACGCAUCCUAAAGACUACAGUGGAGAAAUGGAAGGGAAAUAUUCCCAGUUCCUCAAACUAUCCAAGCUCACUCCAGGACUAUACGAAUUCAAAGUGAUUGUAGAUGGUCAAAAUGCCCACGGGGAGGGCUUUGUAAAUGUAACAGUCAAACCAGAGCCCCGUAAAAAUAGGCCUCCUGUAGCCAUUGUGUCCCCACAGUUCCAGGAGAUCGCUCUGCCAAUCACUUCCACAGUCAUUGACGGCAGCCAAAGCACUGAUGAUGAUAAAAUCGUCCAGUACCAUUGGGAAGAACUAAAGGGACCUCUGAGAGAAGAGAAGAUUUCUGGAGAUACACCCAUAUUAAAAUUGAGCAAGCUCGUCCCUGGGAACUACACUUUCAGCUUGACUGUUACAGACUCUAAUGGAGCUACCAAUUCCACAACUGCAAACCUGACAGUGAACAAAGCUGUGGAUUACCCUCCUGUGGCCAAUGCUGGUCCCAUUCAAGUUAUUACUCUGCCCCAAAACUCUAUUACCCUCUUUGGGAACCAGAGCACUGAUGAUCAUGGCAUCAGCAGCUAUGAAUGGUCACUCAGCCCAAGCAGCAAAGGGAAAGUUGUGGAGAUGCAGGGUGUUCGGACACCAACCCUACAGCUCUCUGCCAUGCAAGAAGGAGACUACACUUACCAGCUCACAGUGACCGACACAAUUGGACAGCAGGACACUGCCCAGGUGACUGUGAUCGUGCAGCCUGAAAACAACAAACCUCCUCAGGCAGAUGCAGGGCCAGAUAAGGAGCUGACCCUUCCUGUGGAUAGUACAACCCUGGAUGGCAGCAAAAGCACAGACGAUCAGAAAAUUUCCUCAUAUCUUUGGGAAAAAACACAAGGACCCGAUGGGGUGCAACUCAAGAAUGCUAAUAGCAGCAUUGCCACCGUGACCGGGCUGCAAGUGGGAACCUACGUGUUCACCUUGACUGUCAGAGAUGAGAGGAAUCUGCAAAGUCAGAGCUCUGUGAAUGUCAUUGUUAAAGAAGAAAUAAACAAGCCACCUAUAGCCAGGAUAACGGGGAAUGUGGUGAUUACCUUGCCUACGGACACAGCGGAACUGGAUGGCUCCAAGUCCUCAGAUGACAAGGGAAUCAUCAGCUACCUCUGGACUCGAGACGAAGGGAGCCCAGCAGCAGGGGAAGUGCUGAAUCGCUCUGACCACCACCCGAUCCUCUUCCUUUCCAACCUGGUUGAGGGAACCUACACAUUUCACCUGAAGGUGACUGAUGCAAAGGGUGAGAGUGACACAGACCGGACCACGGUGGAGGUGAAGCCUGAUCCCAGGAAAAACAACCUGGUGGAGAUCAUCUUGGAUGUCAACGUCAGCCAGCUAACUGAGAGGCUGAAGGGGAUGUUCAUCCGCCAGAUUGGGGUCCUCCUGGGGGUGCUGGAUUCCGACAUCAUUGUGCAAAAGAUUCAGCCGUACACGGAGCAGAGCACUAAGAUGGUAUUCUUUGUUCAAAAUGAGCCUCCCCACCAGAUCUUCAAAGGUCAUGAGGUGGCUGCAAUGCUCAAGAGUGAACUGCGGAAGCAAAAGGCAGACUUCCUGAUAUUUGGAGCGCUGGAGAUCAAUACUGUCACAUGCCAGCUGAAUUGUUCUGACCAUGGCCACUGUGAUUCAUUCACCAAACGCUGUAUCUGUGACCCUUUUUGGAUGGAGAAUUUCAUCAAGGUGCAGCUGAAGGAUGGAGACAGCAACUGUGAGUGGAGUGUCUUGUAUGUCAUUAUUGCUUCCUUUGUCAUUGUCGUUGCCUUCGGAAUCCUGUCCUGGACUGUGAUCUGCUGCUGUAAGCGGCAAAAAGGAAAACCUAAGAGGAGAAGCAAGUACAAGAUCCUGGAUGCCACUGAUCAGGAGAGCCUGGAGCUAAAGCCAAGCUCUCGAGCAGGCAUCAAGCAGAAAGGCCCAGUGGUGAGCAGCAGCCUGAUGCACUCCGAGUCGGAGCUGGACAGUGACGAUGCCAUCUUCACAUGGCCAGACCGAGAGAAGGGCAAACUCCUACAUGGACAGAAUGGCUCCGUGCCCAAUGGGCAGACUCCACUGAAGGCCAGAAGCCCACGAGAGGAGAUCUUGUAGCCACCUGGACUGUUCCUCCGGGUAGAGGUGGCAGUGUCAGGGCCCCGCGCAUCGCCAAGCCCAGUACCUCCCAGACCUUGGGCAGCUGUUGUCUCAGCAUUUGCUGGUCACUCCACCCUGCCACACCCAACCAGAACUGCAGGUACUUGACUCUAGAGAUGUUCUCCAGGAACCCCUGAAAGAAGCUGUGAAUGAAGAGACUUCCUCUUUAAACCUGUCUGGUAGGGCCCCCCUGCCCUGCCCCCAAAACACCCUCACCUCAGGGCCUCCUUAUUUUGCAAAUUCCUUCCCACAAGUCCUGGCUGUGUCCCCCUCUCCCAGGUACAGAAGCAGCACCUCCAGCCAGGGGACCCAAGAGCCUGGCUGCAGGCUGUUCUUGGCUCUCUUUGAGCUGCAGGGGAGGUGUCACCUCCUUUCCUCACCGCUGAUGCCCAGCAGGUAGUGUAGAAAGGUGUCGAGCACACCAUCCUGGGAGGACUGUUGCUGAGUAGAGCACGGAAGCCUUCUGCCUGCUGCCCGUCAGAGCUGCGGGGCUGGACAGUGUCCUCCUCUGACUGGCCUUGGCUGCCUCAGGGCCUGGCCCACACCUGCUGUACAGCGGAGGCGGCCACAAAUGAACUGGAAUGUCAAGGCACAAGAGUGCGUGUGUGUGACUGUCCCACUGUGGUCUGUCCAUCCCCUUUUUGUGUCCCCUGCAUGUGUGUUAUUGAGUGUGUGCGUGCACAUAACUCCUCAUAGGGCUCUCAGCUGCUCACAAGGCAUACUUGACUCAGAAAGACUUUCAACUCCUUGGAACAGACUGUCUUCAUCCCUCUGGCCCUGUCACUGGUUCCUCGGCCAUGGUAUCUGGGUGUUGAGGAAUGGGAACAUGGGGUAGAGACUUUUUAAACAGAAACUUAGUUUAUACUACUGCACUUCUGUCUAUUGUGGGAUGAUUAAACAUGCUAUUUAAUUGUA